Messenger RNA from Fraxinus pennsylvanica, 684 nucleotides. The record is from the annotation of a GenBank genome assembly. Lineage: Eukaryota; Viridiplantae; Streptophyta; Magnoliopsida; Lamiales; Oleaceae.
AUGCUGGGCCUGGGACCAACGGAUCUCAGUUUUUCAUCUGCACCGUCAAGAUUCAGUGGCUCGACGGCAAGCAUUGGACAGGUGGUUGAGGGACUAGAUGUUGUAAAGGCCAUCAAGAAGGUCGGAUCUGGUUCUGGAAGCACCUCCAAGCCUGUUGUGGUCACUGACUGUGGUCAACUCUCUCGCAGAAGAUUCUCGCAGUCUUCAAUGGUUAUAUCUUCCCAGUUUGCCAGCGAAAUCGUUCCUGUUCCUGUGGUGGAGGGCCUUUUCUAUCCAAGAGCCAUUGUCAAUGGUCUCAUCUGUAAUAUGACUAUUCCAAGUUGGGAAAAUCUGCUGAGCAUCUAUAAUUUAACUGGCAUAAAGGAAGCCUCUACAGUAACUGACCUACAGCAAUUGGAGGUUCUUAUUGGAAGUUACUUAUUAGUGGUUGGUGCACUAAUUGGCCUCUUAAAACCCGGGAGGAUGAGCAUGUUUGGAACUCUUCUAGUUAUAUGGGGCCUUGUCAAGGAAGGGAUUCUAAAAAAGCCUGCAAGCACAGAUCCAACAAACGCAGUAUUUGUCUACGAUUCCCGUAGUAGCGGCGAGCGAAAUGGGAGCAGCCUAAACCGUGAAAACGGGGUUGUGGGAGAGCAUUACAAGCGUCGUGCUGCCACUGGUUUGUUUUAUCUUAUAUAUCAAAUAUGA